AUGGCUACAACAACACCCACAGAUGAAUCUACCAUCAACGCUAUAGCUGGUUUUGGUUCUGCCAUUCAGCAGCAACCCAUCAUCAUCCCUUUCGAUGCUGAAAAUUCAUAUUAUCUCUACUCUUCUGAUGGCACGGGCACCACUUUUGUUAGCAAUGUUCUCACCGGCAUUGAUAACUACAAUCCUUGGGCACGAGCGAUGACAAUGGCCCUUAAAGGGCGCAACAAAUUUUGUUUUGUUGAUAGAUCCCUUCCCAUGCCAGAUGCGGCCCAUCCCGAUCACGCUCGUUGGUACCGGGUGAACAACAUAGUGAUGUCAUGGAUCCUCAAUUCAAUACACUCAUCACUGGCUAACACUGUCCUAUAUGCCACCGACCCUGCCUCCGCUUGGAUAGAUUUACAGGAACGAUUUUCUACCGCGAAUAGACCUCGCAUCUAUGAAAUUGAAAAGCGUAUAGCAACAUUUUCCCAGCGUGAUGCAUCCAUAGCAGAAUAUCAUAAUCAUUUGAGUGCACUUUGGGACGAAUUAAACCUGUUGGAUUCUCCACCUAAAUGUCCAUGCUCUGCUCGCCAGGAAUACACUGCACAAACGGAGCAUCGCCGACUAAUGCAAUUUCUCAUGGGCCUUCGAGACACUUUCACUCAACCACGGAGCCAACUAUUGCUUAAUGGUAAACUUCCUACUGCUAAAAAUGCUUACUCAUUAUUGCUUCAAUAUGAAUCACAACGUGUACAGAGCGAAAGUUACGGACAUUCAAUGGAUCAUUCGACUCUUCAGACAGCUCGAAUUGACAUUGAUGCACCAGGCCCAUUGCAUGCAAUCCCAUAUAUCUUCCAUGCCUCAAUUUAA
Molecule: messenger RNA, 849 nt
Organism: Ipomoea nil (Japanese morning glory)
Lineage: Eukaryota; Viridiplantae; Streptophyta; Magnoliopsida; Solanales; Convolvulaceae
Exons: 1
Coding region: 1-849 (282 amino acids)
Source: RefSeq, a predicted model, not a curated record